Molecule: messenger RNA, 1566 nt
Organism: Mesitornis unicolor (brown roatelo)
Lineage: Eukaryota; Metazoa; Chordata; Aves; Mesitornithiformes; Mesitornithidae
Product: WD repeat-containing protein 17-like
Exons: 14
Source: RefSeq, a predicted model, not a curated record
UCCAAGGCACAAGAACUGACAACAGUAAAAAUGUCCAAGUUUGGAGGUGGUAUUGGUGCACCAAGCAAAGAGGAGAGGCUGAAAGAAGCUGCAGAAAUACAUUUAAGAUUAGGACAAAUUCAGCGGUAUUGUGAACUAAUGGUAGAACUUGGAGAGUGGGACAAAGCACUCUCAGUUGCACCUGGUGUAUCGAUGAAAUAUUGGAAGAAGUUAAUGCAAAGGAGAGCUGAUCAGUUAAUUCAGGAAGAAAAUGAUGAUGUCAUCCCAUAUUGUAUAGCUGUCGGAGAUGUGAAGAAAUUAGUUUUUUUCUUUAUUUCAAGAGGCCAGCUUAAAGAGGCUCUGCUUGUUGCACAGGCAGCUUGUGAGGGAAAUAUACAAAUGUCACCACUCUCCUCAACAAGUGCAUCUUCAAGUUCUGGUGGAAACAAUACAGAUGAUUAUAAUGAGCUCCUGCACGAGGUCAGUAAAGAACUGGCAGAAUGGUAUUUCCAGGAUGGCCAUGCAGUGCUUGCAGCAUGUUGCCAUCUGGCUGUUGAAAAUGUAGAGCUUGCGAUGGCAAACCUGAUUCGUGGAAAUGAACUGGAGUUGGCAAUCAGUGUGGGUGCUGUCUUAGGAGAAAGUGCAGCACAAGCAACACAUUAUGCCCUAGAAUUACUAGCAAGAAAAUGUAUGACAGUAACAACAUGCUUUCCAUCACUUGGAUACAGGGAUUUAGCAGCUGAUCUUCUUAUGAUGAUUCCUGAUAAUAAACUGCAAUUAAUAAAACUAUGUGCUUUUUAUCCUGGAUGCGUAGCGGAAAUAAAUGACCUGCAUGCAAAGUGUAAUCUUCCUGAUGUAGAAGAGUGUAUGCGAUUGGCAGAGACAGUUCAGGCAGAUGGGGAUAUAUUCGAAGCUAUAAAGUACUAUCUGUUAAGCACAGAACCUGAAAAGGCUCUCCCUAUUGGCAUUCAGUAUGUGAAAGAACAACUUUGUGGCUCAGAUUGGACAUUAGAUUCAGUCUGUCCGUAUCUUGAUCUUCUAAGUUACAUACGCACUGAACAAUUAGUGUUGCAUAAAUGUAGUGAAUUUCGGAAUGAAUUGCUGAUUUUGUGUGGUUACAUUGGUGCUUUACUUGCCAUCAGAAGACAGUACAAUAGCAUUGUACCUGCACUUUAUGAGUAUACAAGUCAGCUUUUAAAAAGACGGGAAGUAUCUGUACCUUUAAAAAUUGAACAACUUUCUAAGGAACUGGAUGCAUGGAGAGCUUGUACUCAAUUUAACAAUCUUACCGAUGAAUUGCCAUGCACUCCACCAUCUGAAUCACAGAGAAUGGUGUAUUCAACAAUCACAUCACGAAUACAAGAGGAGCCUCUGAAAGGAAUGGUUGGGCCAGACUACGUCACUGGAUCAAAUCUUCCCAGUCAUUCGGAUGUUCACCUCUCUUGUUUGACAGGGCUAAGGAUACAGGGUCCAGUGUUCUUCCUUGAAGAUGGGAAAUCUGCUAUUUCACUGAAUGAUGCUUUGAUGUGGGCCAAAGUGAAUCCUUUUUCACCACUAGGAACAGGUAUACGACUUAACCCAUUCUGA